Molecule: messenger RNA, 4761 nt
Organism: Daldinia loculata
Lineage: Eukaryota; Fungi; Ascomycota; Sordariomycetes; Xylariales; Hypoxylaceae
Product: putative histidine kinase SlnCl1
Exons: 2
Coding region: 652-4185 (1177 amino acids)
Biological process (GO): phosphorelay signal transduction system; phosphorylation
Molecular function (GO): phosphorelay sensor kinase activity
Source: RefSeq, a predicted model, not a curated record
UGUACCCAAGCAAUACCCAUGUACAUAUGUAGCGUGGCAGAAUACUAACCUAGGCAGUAGGCAGAAUAGUCUAUUCGCCGUUGCACCUGCACCCAAAUUCAGCUCCCCCUUCCAAUUGAUUUGCAUGGACCUAUCCGGCCAAAGGCAAGGGUACCCUACCGAACAUACCGAAGUUUCCUGUGAGCUGCGAACGGCGAUCAACGUUCCUCUCCUUCCAAUUCCACUACCUAUCUACAUAACUACAUCUAGUUAUCUGAAGGUAGACAAGCUUACCUUACCUCGAACUUUUUGCCUUAGCACGUAACCACACCACCGUUACUUUUCACCUUUUCUUCCCCUCGUUGCACUAACACGGCAUUCUUGACACGGCAGGGUGGAUGGCCGUUGUAUAAUAUUAUAUUACUUAUUUGUAUAAUCAUAUUAUCUUUCUUACCUUUGUCAGACCUGCCUAGGUAUACUACUUCGGUGUGUGGUGUUGUAUCUUAAACGAAGCAGAAUUCGUCAAAGAGAUUUGAUAGCUCCUCGUCUUUCAUCAUCAUCGCAUCGCUUUUUCCUCCCUUCCGACUUUGCGAUCGAGUUCGACUAAACUGCGACGUUCGGAGGAUGCAUAGGUUACGGUAUCUACCAGAUUUCCCGUUAUAGGCCGGAAUAAUGAGAGUUGCGAUCCGGGAGCAGUUAGCAGCCCUCGUGCUGCUUGCUGUGCUCGUCGCGCUCGCUGUCGUCUCUAUACCUACUUGGAUUUACGUCAACCGUUUCGUUAUUGGAGUAGAGACUAAUGGCCUCUCCUUAACCGCUUCUCUCAAAGCCGCCCGCGUUGCCUCCGAAAUCGAAUUGAUCCAGACGACAUGCAACCACAUAUCAACGAGACUACUUAUUCAAAACGCUCUUGCAUCUUUUUAUCGCGGUAACGAAUCUGAUGCUCUUUGGGACUCCGCCUCUGCCGAUGUCAUCAGCGCCUUGAUCACUCCGCCGGGCGUUUCUACGAAUCUCCUACAAGCAAGAAUCUAUUCGCGAAACGAGACUGGCGCAGAUCGAUCUGGUGGACUUCUUAGUGUAACCGGUAGUAACAUUUCUGAGGUUAGACUGCCUUAUAAGGCAUCUGAUGGGUCACAAGCUAUCUUAGGUGAUAACCCUUCGGGUUAUCCGCCGUCACUGUAUCCAAACAUUACAUAUUGCAACUCAACAGAUCCUGACCCAGGCUAUCCUAACCAUACUGCUGUCGUAGCUAGGCCGUUUCCAGAUAUACGAAUUGACUCGAGCGUUGAUGGCAUGGUAUUAGGACCGCUCGUAAUCAAUGAGACAUACGCCCUUAUCUCAUUGACUAUCCCGAUCCGCAGCAAUCGGAACGAUGGGGUGAUACUUGGAUAUAUGACUACGAUCGCCGAUGCUACCUCGCUCAUUAAGAUCGCUGCAUCUAAAGAGGGAUUGGGAGAUACUGGCACAGUUUUACUCGUCGGUCCUUCUACAGGUUGGAAUCGGUUCAGCAAGUAUAACUUACCUGCAAAUGGGAGCCACGAAGCGGCGUCUAAUUUCUCGAAUGUCGACGUCAAUUUUGUCUUACCGCCGCGGGUGAUGCCUGGCCAAUCAGAUAGGCAUACACUGCAUAAUUAUGCCUCUGGGAAUUUCAAUCAGCCUUUCAAAGUGACAAGAUACAAUGCGGCAUACAGGGCCUUCACUACUCGGAACCCUUCAAUAAAUAAUGCUAGCAGCUUACUUUCCACCAAAAAUGAGCAGGGAGUUGACGUUGCCGUCGGAUAUGCUCGGCCGCAGACCACGCUGGUUAAUUGGACACUCAUCGUCGAACAGGACAUGUCCGAGGCUUAUAUUCCUAUCGAUACACUUCGACGUAUACUGUUAGGUUGCGUGUUCGGAACUGUUGGACUCACCCUACUUUUAGUUAUACCUUGUGCUCAUGUGAGUGUUUUGCCUAUUCGCAGAUUAAAGGCCGCCACCGAAAAAUCUAUUGCUCCUCCCGGCUACGCCGAAGCGUAUAUAGACGACCUAGACUACGACGAGGACGAGGACCAUGAAGGAUCAGGUAGCGGGAGUCGAAAAUCUACCAAUGGGGUUGUAAUUCGGUUGAAAAGAUUAAUUCGGAGAUCUACGCGAUCAAGGAUUGCGCCCUCGAGUCAUGACAGCGAGCCGCGAAGACGGAUUUUCAAGAUUCCGGGCAAAGUCAACGAUCGCAAGCACUACGUGACCGACGAGCUUACAGAAUUAACUACGACUUUUAACGAAAUGAGCGAAGAACUAUUAAGGCAAUACACUUCCUUAGAAGAGAAAGUUGCGGAGCGAACACGCGAACUCGAGAUCAGUAAGAAGGCAGCUGAGGCCGCCAACGAAAGCAAGACUUUAUUCAUUGCGAACAUCUCUCACGAGCUUAAGACUCCCCUGAACGGUAUCUUAGGCAUGUGUGCUGUCUGUAUGGAAGAAGACGACUUACCCCGGAUCAAGCAGUCUCUAAAAACCCUUUAUAAAUCUGGAGAUCUGCUCCUACAUCUCCUCGAAGAUUUGUUAAGCUUUUCGAAAAACCAGAUUGGUCAGCAAUUAAGCCUAGAGGAGAGAGAAUUCCGAUUAUGUGAUAUUCGGUCGCAAGUAGCAACCAUUUUUGACAAACAAGUUCGUGAAGGUUCGAUCGAUUUCUCAGUCGCUUUCUUAGGCACCGAACCAGAUACAAGCCCCAGUCCCGAACGAGCUGAAAUGGAUAGGAAACUCCCAGCUAUCGGUCCUCUAGGGACUGGUAGGUUGAAAGACAUGUGCCUGUGGGGCGACCAGCAUCGAAUUCUACAGGUGCUCAUCAACCUUGUAAGCAACAGUCUUAAGUUUACGCCGGCCGGGGGGAAGGUAUCAGUGAGGAUAAGAUGCCUACGUGAAAUUGAAACCUCUUUCGACGUAAGCAGGACUUCAUCCUUAUCGAAAACUGGAUCCGGUCGCCUAGGUAGGACAAGGCAUAGAAUGGGGUCGGGUUCGAACAAGUCAAAGAGCUCAAAUGAAAUUCCAACUCCUCAAUCCCAAUACAAGGGAGGAGGUACAGCAUUGUCGAUUAAUCCCUUGGAUCCCAAAGCAACACCCUACGUACGCAUACGUGAGAGGUCACCAACACCACCUCCGCCAAGCGCGAAGUCAUUCUUGUUCGAAUUCGAAGUGGAGGAUACGGGUCCCGGAAUUCCAGAUCAUAUGCAGCAGAGAGUUUUCGAACCUUUCGUCCAGGGUGAUCUAGGCCUUAGCAAGAAGUUUGGGGGAACUGGUCUAGGGUUGAGCAUUUGCCAGCAGUUAGCAAAUCUGAUGGGGGGGAGUAUUUCUUUGAGAAGUACUGUCGGUGUUGGCACCACUUUCACUAUGCAAAUACCAUUAAAGUACACCAAGGAUAGGACCUCCAGUACAGCUUCGAGUAGUAUUAAGUCACGCCCAACAAGCAUUAGUAGUUCUGUCGACGGGGAUACCAGAAAAAAUUCCCUAACACAAACUACAGCGGGCGCCAAAGCUAAUGUGCUUGAUCAAAAACCGCGUCUUGUUGGACUUAGCCAGCCUUUCUUUGCUACCACCCCCAGUGCCAAGGCACAACCGACCCCGACUCCGGAUGAUCGAAUGAAAGCCAUAGAGAUGGCUAAGGCAAGCAAAGGUGACGGGAAGCUGCGAGUUCUCGUUGCCGAGGACAACCCCACCAACAUUGAGGUUGUCAGCAGGAUGUUAAAACUAGAGGACGUGUACGAUGUGACCAUUGCAAAAGACGGCCAGGAGGCGUACGAACUUGUAAAGGCGAACAUGGAGAACAAUCUCUAUUUCGACUUAAUUUUCAUGGACAUUCAAAUGCCUAACCUCGACGGCCUACAGAGCACUCGCCUCAUUCGGAAGAUGGGAUACUCAGCACCGAUUGUGGCACUGACAGCCUUCUCGGAAGAGAGCAAUAUUAAAGAUUGCAUGGAAUCCGGGAUGAACGAAUUUCUAAGCAAGCCUAUCCGUCGACCCGCACUCAAGCAAGUUCUUAAGAAGUUCGCAACAAUUCCUGAGGAGCCAGAAACGGCAUCCCAAUUAACUAGGAAGAGUACCCCCGAAAAGGGCCACCGACCCGCCACGGUUCGGCCACCAAACGGAGAAGCCUCUACGCCUUCAGAUUCAACCCCUACCCCCAAAGAGCGCCCCAUUAUGAAUGGCGUACAUCCAACCACGAAUACAGAAAUAUGAUCUCACCAACAGUCAUCACCGCAAUAUCUAUUUAAAUUUACAUUUACUUCACGUACCACGUUGCACGAUAUCUCUAACACUUGUCUAUAUCCCACCUUUGACUCAUUUUUUUGCAGCAGUUAUAUUCGGAAAGGGUAUUCAUACGGAAAGGCCUAAGAGAAUGGCGAACCGGGAGCAGGGACACAAAAGCAUCUGGCGAAUCUGAUUACAAGGAUGGCGAAGGCGUUACGGCUAUUGUAUUGUUUUUACUACGGGACCAUCUCUCGUGGAGAAGUUGUGGGGGACGGCGAGACUUUUUCGGUUUCUUUGACCUUGCUGUAGGUCUAAUACACGUUCCCAGCAUGCAAAUAGGGAAAUAUUUCACACAUCGUUUUAAGGGGAAGGCAACAGCUGAGUUUUUGGAUGAGUCACCACUUGGGCCAGGUAAAUGACAUUUAGGCCAGAGGUUAAACAGUCACAAUUUGGUGAUCAAUAAGAAGGCCAAUGGCUAUCGAGAGAUAUAGCCGAUCUGAUGCAAUGUACAUAUUUAUCAUAUAGGUACUAUAAGUAUAUUUACUGAUUACUGAUUACUGAUUA